This is a messenger RNA of Chelmon rostratus (copperband butterflyfish), 1179 nucleotides long. RefSeq names its product methionine adenosyltransferase I, alpha (gene mat1a). The transcript has 10 exons. Gene Ontology annotation, cellular component: cytosol. The coding region runs from base 16 to 1179 and encodes 387 amino acids. The record is from RefSeq and is a predicted model, not a curated record. NCBI's taxonomy places the organism in Eukaryota, Metazoa, Chordata, Actinopteri, Chaetodontiformes, Chaetodontidae. Gene Ontology annotation, biological process: S-adenosylmethionine biosynthetic process. Gene Ontology annotation, molecular function: methionine adenosyltransferase activity; ATP binding.
GGCCCUAUAGACAAAAUGAGUGAUCUGCUCGACGAUGGCUCUUUCAUGUUCACGUCGGAGUCCGUGGGAGAGGGACAUCCAGACAAGAUUUGUGACCAGAUCAGUGAUGCUGUCCUGGAUGCUCACCUGAAGGAGGAUCCAGAUGCCAAAGUGGCCUGUGAGACGGUGUGUAAGACCGGCAUGGUGCUGCUCUGUGGAGAGAUCACAUCUCGGGCCAACGUGGACUACCAGAAGGUGGUGAGGGACGCCAUCAAGCACAUCGGCUACGACAACUCCGACAAAGGUUUUGACUACAAGACGUGUAACGUGCUGGUGGCUCUGGAGCAGCAGAGUCCGGACAUUGCUCAGGGUGUCCACGUUGACAGACAGGAGGAGGACAUUGGAGCGGGAGACCAGGGUCUGAUGUUCGGCUACGCCACCGACGAGACGGAGGAGUGCAUGCCUCUCACCAUCGUCUUAGCCCACAAGCUCAACUCAAAGAUGGCUGAACUCAGACGCAACGGCACCAUCGCCUGGCUGCGUCCCGACUCUAAAACGCAGGUGACAGUACAUUAUGACCAGAAGGACGGAGCUGUGAUCCCCAAGAGAGUCCACACCAUCGUGAUCUCUGUCCAGCACGAUGACUGCAUCUCUCUGGAGGAGCAGAAGAGGGUGCUCAAGGAGAAGGUGAUUGACGCCGUCGUUCCUGCCAAAUAUUUGGACGACAAUACCAUCUACCACCUCCAGCCUAGUGGCCGCUUCGUCAUCGGGGGACCCCAGGGUGACGCUGGUGUGACAGGCAGGAAGAUCAUUGUAGACACAUAUGGAGGGUGGGGAGCUCACGGUGGCGGAGCCUUCUCUGGCAAAGACUUCUCAAAGGUGGACCGCUCCGCUGCCUACGCUGCUCGCUGGGUGGCCAUGUCCCUGGUCAAAGCCAAGCUGUGCAGGAGGGUUCUGGUCCAGGUGUCUUAUGCUAUCGGAGUGGCCCAGCCUCUGUCCAUCUCCUUGUUCACCUACGGCUCCUCCCAGAAAACAGAGUCAGAGCUGCUGCAGAUCGUCAACAAGAACUUUGAUCUGCGGCCAGGAGUCAUUGUCAGGGAACUUAACCUGAAGAGGCCGAUCUACCAGAAGACAGCCUCUUAUGGUCACUUUGGCCGACCAGAGUUUAGUUGGGAGAAGCCCAAAAAACUUGUGUUCUAA